UUGUGAUUCUAAUAAUGGCAAUGAUGAUCAUCAUACAUCAAACAUCAUAUCGAUUCAUUAAUACUGUGAUGGCUAUCAAUAUUGUUGAUAAUAAUUAUAAAUUUUAAUACAAAAACAGCAACAAUUUUCAUUAUUGAAUAUCAAUAAUAAUGAUGAUAAUGAAAACAAUAUUCAACCGGUAACAUUAACCGCAUCCACAUCCACAUCAUCAUCAUCAUCAGCUAUGCAACAACAGAAUUUCAAUAAUAAUAAUAAUAAUAAUCAAAAUUGUAAUAUAAUAUGUCAAUGUAAAUGGAAAUCUGGUAAAGAAACGGCAAACUGUGAUCAUCGUUCAUUACAAACAAUACCAAAUGGUCUUUCAUCAACUACACAGGUGAUUGAUCUGAAUGGUAAUAUGCUCAAUAAACUUCCUGCCAUGAUAUUCAUACAACGUGGUCUAAUCAAUCUACAACGUAUUUAUUUGGCCAAUUGUCAUUUAGUGGAAAUAUCAGCCGAGAGCUUUAUAAAAUUAUCAAAUCUUAUUGAGCUUGAUCUAUCAAAUAAUUCAUUAACAAUGGUACCAUCAAGAUCAUUAGCCGAAUGUCCUGGAUUACGACGAUUAUCAUUAUCUGGUAAUCGUAUCAAUAAUAUAAAAAGCCGUUCAUUUUUACCAUUAACCAAUCUAAAUUGGUUAGAUCUUUCAUUCAAUGUGAUCUAUCAUCUUGAUAUGGAUGCCUUUAUUGGUUUACGUUCAUUACAAGUGCUAAAAUUACAAUCAAAUCAUUUACAAACAAUACCAUCGGCACAAUCAUUUGUACAAUUUUUAUCAAUACGUUUAUCAUUAGAUUUAUAUGAUAAUCAAUGGCGUUGUGAUUGUCAUUUGAAACCAUUUCGUGAUUGGAUUAUUGCCAAUCAAAUACCAAUGACAAUAAAACCAGUUUGUAUAAUGCCAACACGAUUACAAGGUCAAACUUGGGACACAAUACCGGCCGAUGAUUUUAGCUGUCCACCAAUCAUAAAUACGGUCAAUACACAUUAUUAUAAACAUAUUGGUAAUAAUGUCACAAUAUCAUGUUCGGUUAGUGGAUUUCCAUCACCACGUAUUUAUUGGUUAUUUGAAUCAACCGGUAUGGGUCAAACAACAAUUACAUCAAUCAAAGAUAUUGAAGAUGAUGAUGAUGAUGAUGAAUCCGUAUCUGAAUCAGUGAUUAAUAAUCACAAUAAUGAUGUUGAUGUUGAUGUUGAUGAUGAUGAUCGAUUACAGAAUCAUCGUCGUCAAUUAUUACCAUCGGCAAGAUAUUCAAUUGUACAGGAACGUGAACAGAUGGGUAAUGUUGUUGUUAGUAAAUUGACCGUACAUUCAUUACAACCAAUCGAUACACAGCGAAUAACUUGUUAUGCCCAUAAUGUUGGUGGUAUUGUAAUGAAAAAUUUCACAUUAAUAGUAUCAACACAGGAACCAUUUAGUUCAUCACGUUCAAUGGAUUUAUUGGUAUCAGAAUUCAUGUUAAUAGUGAUUGCAAUCUGUAUAUUACUCAUGUUACUUAUGUUAUUCCUAUUUAUCGUGAUAUUUCGAAGAAAAUCUGGUUUAUCUGGAAGUAAUGCUAAUAAUAAUACUUGUGGUAGUGGUGGUGGUGGCGGUGCUACAAAUCAUGUAACUGAUUCAUCACAAGCACCGGAACCUAAUCGAUUACAAUUGGAUGAUGAUUAUUUAAUGAUUAAACAGCCACCACCACCACCACCACCACCAUCGGCAACAACAUUGAUAAAUGGUAAUCUUAUAAUGAACGGUGGUAGCGGUGUUGAUGAAAAAUCCAUAUUUCUUGAUCAUCAUCAUCAUCUUCAUAAUCAUAAUCAUAAUCAUCAUCAUCAGCAACCAACAUUUAUUGCACCUUAUUAUCAACCACAUCCAAAUAAUGAAACAAUGACAUCUGCCAAUAUUUUAAUGGUUAAUACUAUUGAUAUGUUAACUGCUGCUGCUGCUGCUGCCACAGCAAACGGAAAUACAAUUAUAUCAACUGAUCCAAGUAUUUCUACUGAUUUAUCAUCACAAUCAACAACGGCAACAUCAAUGAAUGGUAGUAGUGGUGGUGGUGGUAACAAUCAUCAUUUACAUAAUCAUCAACAACAACAACAACAACAGAAUUCAACAGAUUCUAGUUUGAAUAGUCAACAACAAUUAUAUUUUCCAUUCGAUACAAUAACAACAACAAUGACGACGACGACAACAACAACAACGACGACGUCAAUGAUUAAUUCAAAUUGUUCAGAAUCCAUUACAACAACAACAACAACAACAACAACCGCAGCAAAUACAGCAUAUACGAUAGCUACAUUACGAAGAUCAUCAACAAAAUUAAUACAUGAUAAUAAUAAUUUAAUGAUAAAUAAACCAUUAGGCAUUGGUCAUCGUAACAUUUCAUCAUAUCCAGAAGGAUUACGUUUAAUUGAAUCAUCAGUGGAUUCAGGUGAACAAAUACCACGUAUUGUUGCCGCUAAUAAUAAUACUAUAACAACCGAUGAACAAUGUAUAGAUGAAACAGAAGAAGAUGAUUAUUAUCAACAACAACAACAACAUUCAGAGAUUUCAGAGAUUUAG
Dermatophagoides farinae (American house dust mite) is the source of this 2578-nucleotide messenger RNA. The record is from RefSeq and is a predicted model, not a curated record. Lineage: Eukaryota; Metazoa; Arthropoda; Arachnida; Sarcoptiformes; Pyroglyphidae.